ACCGCAGCGGCUGCCGGGCCGUGCCCAGCCCAGCCGGGGCAGCCGGGACUCGGCGUGGGCAGCCCGGGGCGCUCCGGGAGCCCCGGCGGCUGUGCAGGGCUGCGGGGACAAAUCCUGCGGGGACAAACCCUGCGGGGACAGACCCUGCGGGGACAAACCCUACGGGGACAAACCCUGCGGGGACAAACCCUGCGGGGACAAACCCUGCGCGACCCUGCUCCGGGGGCAGCUGCGGAGCUCUGUGCCCCGGCCCCGGGCAGAACUACAUCUCCCGGCGGGCUGCGGAGCGAGAGCACGGCCGGGCCGGGCCGGGGGCGGCCCCGGAGGCUCGGCAGGCUCGGCAGGCUCGGGAGGCUCGGGAGGUUCGGCGGUGCCCGCUCCGGCCCGGCCCGGCAGGCGAUCCCGUGUGUCCCAGCCCGCGGGCGCUGCGCCGAAGGUCCGUAAAUGCCAGAGAUGUAAAGAGAUGUAGAAAGUUCCGCAGCUGCUGCUCGGCGGAUGCCUAACAGGGAAUUGUUCGAGUGUGAAUAACGCAGCGGGUCUGCUGCGGACUUCGUGUUGAUUUCGGGAACAGGAAGGCCCCAAUCUGCAUUCCUGGCAUUAUGCUGCUCGAGGUGUUACUGGUCCUGGGGACAGUCCUCAUCUACUUCCUAUUUUCCAAGAAGAAGGAAGAGACACUGCCCUUCAAGGAUGGGUGGUGGGGCAGGGGCCAAAAGCCAGCGACUACAGAGGACUCAAGUAUUCGGCCAUUCAAGGUGGAGACCACAGAGGAAGAGCUGAGUGAUUUAUUUAGGAGACUUGACCAGGCUCGAUUCACUGAGCCACUGGAGAACAGCUGCUUCCAGUAUGGAACUAACUUGGUGCAUCUCAGGAAGGUUGUGUCCUACUGGAAAAACCAGUUCAAUUGGAAGAAGCAAGUUGAAGUCCUCAACAAGUACCCACAAUUCAAAACAAAGAUUCAAGGCAUUGAUAUCCAUUUUGUUCAUGUAAAGCCUCCUCACUUGCCUGAAGGCCAGGCUGCAAAGCCACUAUUAAUGGUUCAUGGUUGGCCCGGCUCAUUUUACGAGUUUUACAAAAUUAUCCCUCUCCUGACGGAUCCUGCAAGCCACGGCCUCGGCAAUGAGCACAUUUUUGAAGUCAUUUGCCCAUCUAUCCCUGGUUAUGGUUUCUCAGAAGCACCCCACAAGAAAGACUUCAAUUCCGUGAGUGCCGCUUCUGUUUUUUAUGAACUGAUGCUCAGACUGGGAUUCAAUGAGUUCUACACCCAGGGUGGUGACUGGGGCUGGCUCAUCUGCACCAACCUGGCCCAGAUAGCUCCCAACCAUGUGAAAGGUCUCCAUUUAAAUAUGGUCUCAGUUUCGAAGCUGGGACUCUCUCAGCUGCUCUCCAUCCUGCUGGGCCGGUACUUCCCAGGGCUCUUCGGAUUCCAGGAUGAAGAUGUCAGGAGGAUGUUCCCCUUCCUGAAAAAAGGCCUCUACAGGAUCUUGUCUGAGUCUGGCUACGCUCACAUACAGGCUACAAAGCCGGAUACUGUUGGCUGUGGUUUGAAUGACUCUCCUGUGGGACUGGCUGCAUACAUCUUGGAGAAGUUUUCUUCGUGGACUGAUAUGGAAUUCCAGAAUCUAGAGGAUGGAGGACUAGAGAGGAAGUUCAGCCUGGAUGAUCUGCUCACCAAUAUCAUGAUCUACUGGGUGUCAGGCUGCAUCGUCUCCUCCAUGCGUUUCUACAAAGAAAAUUUGCAGAAAGGGAUAGGCACACAGAAACAUGAAAAGCUCACAGUACAGGUACCCACUGGCAUUGCCUCCUUCCCUAAUGAAAUCCUGCACACACCUCAGGCUUGGGCCAAGAAGAAAUACACCAACAUCAUCUCCUUCCACCUCAUGCCUCGAGGUGGCCAUUUCGCAGCUUUCGAGGAACCUGAACUUCUUGCUAAAGAUAUUCUGCAAUUUGUUGACAAAGUAGAGAAAGAGCAGCUCUGGAAAAAGAAAGGGGAAUAACUUCCCUAAGAAACAGCAGGGUAAUUACUUUUAGCUUAGCACAUGUACAGGGCUUACUGAGUUUACUGUAAUCCCUGGAAUUAGAUCUUACUGUUGACCAGAUGUGAGCAAGGACACAAAGAAAAAUGCAGUGUAUCUCCAUGAGAUACUGCCAUGGGGACCAAUGGAUUUUGGGUUGGGCUUUUUUUUUUUUUUUUUUUUUUUUUUUUUUUUUUUUUUUUUUUUUUUUUUUUUUUUUUUUUAAUUCAGCUAGGCUAAGAAAAUAGCAUGAGGAGUAUCUGGGUGUCUUCUAAAACAUAUUCUGUAGUAUUCUUGACUCUUGCUUUGAGAUUGAAAAGUAGACAUCACAGCUACUAACAUACCUAGUAACAGUUUAAUUGUUAUGAAUGGCUUUUUUUUUUUUUUUUCAUGGCAGCAGUAAAAUUUGAGUUGCUGUGGGUAUGAAGUUCCUCACAUAAAGAGUGGGGAGCAGCCUGGCAGGACUUAACUUGCAUGAGUGCAUAAAUCAGCACUGAUCCACAGAAUCUCUAAACUGCCUUCUGCUGGCUGCCUGUCUCUUCCAGCCUGGGCUGUAAAGCAGCUUCCUGGCUGUGAAGAAGCUGGACUGCCCUGUGCCAGGCUCCUGGGAUAUGUGAGGAGCAGCUGAAACACACAGGUGCCUGUAGCUCAGUGCAGGAGGAGGGGCUGGAUAGGAGUAACUACAGCCCCAGCUACCUCUGCACUGAAUUUGUACUCUUAAAUCAUAGCCCUAGGUAGGCUCAACACACUGUGGCUUUGCACUGCUUUGGCAGGAUGUUGCAAAUACCUCUUAUAAAGAAUAAAAACCUGAUCAAUUCAAAAUUAAAAGGAAAAGUGCAUUAAAUUUUUGAAUAACUCCUGUGUGAUUCUUGUAACAACUGAGAUUUUGCUUGGUACCAGUUAAGAGAAACAUCAGUUCAGAACCUAUCAGUUCUGUACUGCUUCUCUCACAAAGGUCAGAUUGAAAGCAAACUGCUCAAAGAAAAUUGAAGGGCUGUAUGGCUUUACCAGCUCCUGUCCCUAGUGUUUGCAGCUGAGCUUCAAAGAGCUUCAAACCAUCUCCAGAUGACUGAUUUCAGUGUGGUUUUGUUCUCCAGUCACUUCUGAUGUCCUUCUCCACUUCUGAAAGCACAGGGAAAUACAAUCUAUCAAUAACACUUGCAUGGAUUAGUAUUAUUUCACAAUAUUAAUUGAAAUGGAAGCUAAGAUCAGAAGCUCAGCAGAUCCCUGCUCCAUGCCACAAGGCUUUAGACUCAAACUAUGUGAUAUGCUCAUUUCACAGGAGGCAAGAGGACUCUCCUGCUGGGCCCAUUCAAAUCCUAGUGCUGACAGUCACCACCAACCCUGACAGAAAAUCAUUAGGGCAGAUGGGCUGUGGAGCAGCCUGGAUCAAUUUUCUGAGCAGAGAUGAGACCUCUUGCUGCCCUUCCUCUGCCUGCUGCACCUGGGUGCCAGUAGAGUAAGGCAGAGGGGCUCUCAGGUCUCCCUACUAGAUUUGAUCCUCAAGCUGUUCUUGAGUUCUUUAAGACAGGUGCCUGCUUCCACAAUAGUAGUGAGCACUAAUUCCAUGUUUACUUGUAAAUGCUUUCAUUCAGUCAAAAUCUGUGUUCACAUUUGCAAAAUGU
Molecule: messenger RNA, 3637 nt
Organism: Prinia subflava (tawny-flanked prinia)
Lineage: Eukaryota; Metazoa; Chordata; Aves; Passeriformes; Cisticolidae
Gene: EPHX1
Product: epoxide hydrolase 1
Exons: 10
Coding region: 600-1994 (464 amino acids)
Biological process (GO): epoxide metabolic process
Molecular function (GO): epoxide hydrolase activity
Source: RefSeq, a predicted model, not a curated record